Porites lobata is the source of this 4051-nucleotide messenger RNA. Lineage: Eukaryota; Metazoa; Cnidaria; Anthozoa; Scleractinia; Poritidae. The record is from the annotation of a GenBank genome assembly.
AUGUCUGUGCUCACUUACGUAGUUCUCAUCUGUUUUGCUAUUUUUGGUAUUCAGUAUUGGUUGAAAAAUAAAAGCUAUAUUUUCCAGGCAAAAGAUAUUGAAAAGAUAGCAAGACACCAUGUCGGAAAGGGUAAGUAAAGAUGACUUUUUGUAAUUAUGAUGUUUAUAUACUGAACCUGGCCCGGGUUGUUCAAACGUUCGAUAACGCUAUCCUUCGGAUAAAAUUAAUUAACCACUAUCUAGUAAAUAAGUAUUCAGGAAACCAAUUGCACUAUCCACUGGAUAGCGCUAUCCACCUUUUCAACAACUGGGGCCUGGGUUUCAGCUGAAAUUACAUGUAUUAGCUCUUCCAAAGUUAGCUUAAUAUUCACUCAACGGUUGAGCAUUGUUUUGCUUUAGGAAUCCGUUGGUACUUUGUUUGCGGGCCAACGAAUCAAACUUCUGGCACUGUGUUGUGCUACAUAUAGUAAUCGGCUGAUGCCGCUUAUCCGACGGGCUACCAACAGACACUCAUUAGCAUAAGAAUUGAUUUUGCAUGAAUUCUUACUAAAGAAGAAAAUACUGCAUUUAACGUUGUCAUAGUCGAGUCUCCUUCGCAGCCGUUUUUGUCUCGUCACGCAACGCUCCUCAUUUUUUGCGUUAUAUGAUGAGAUAAAAAAGACCAACAACGGUUGCGAGGGAGACUAUAGUAUACCUGCCAACUCUCACGCCUUAGGCGUGAGUCUCACGCCUGAGGUUUGAAAACUUCGAUCUCACGCCGGCUCAUGCUUGCGGCUAAUUUCUCACGCCUGAUUGAAAAAUGUGAGUUGCUGCGGUCUUGCUUGACACAACUUCCAAAAAUAUGUUAACUCAGACCCAUUUAAGGAACGAAAACCAUGUGUAAAAUGAAUAAAUGACAAUACCUUUCUCGCGAUCUCUGAUUUUUGAAGUGAAAAGCACUGGGAGCGAGCUCGAGUUUAUACGCGUCCUAAGACUGGGACUCGAUAACUUCGCCUUCGGCAGACUUCGGACGUCUUCGGAAGUCUUUGGACUUCUUCGGGAAUCUUCGGAAAUGAUCGUGUCGUCUUCAAAAAUCCCAGCACUCCCAGGAUAAAAAUCUCACGCUUAUAUCUUAGAAAAAGUUGGCAGGUAUACUAUAGUUAACAUGAAACGAAUAAUUCUUGUGAUGUCGUCCCUUAAUAGUGAUCUUCACUGAAAUAGUAAUCUGUUUAACAUCUCUUAUUUAAACAGAUAAAAGUAUAUCUGCCACAUUUUCCAACAUUGCGUUAGAAAUUGAAAGGAAGUAUCCUGGCCAUGUGUUGCCUGAGGAGGUCAGAGAAUGGCUGUUUAUUAAUGCAGGUGGCUGGAUGGGAUCAAUGUAUGUCUUACAUGCAUCACUUACAGAAUAUGUUCUGUUCUUUGGAACGGCUUUGGACACCCAAGGACAUUCAGGUAUUGCAGUUUGUACACUUGCCACCCUCAGGUACUGUAAGGGAAUCGUAAUUCUGGAAUCCGGGAAAAUUUUGCUUGUGUAAUCCAGAAUCCUGGAUGAAUCAGUGCACGAAUUAGUGCAUGACUACAACAUGAAAAUGCCUAAUUUCAUUUGAGGAUAUAUUUUUAAAAAAGGGGCGAAGAAGUUUUCCCAUGCUUUCUGAACUUGGGUAUGGUUCUUAGUCUUCUUAGAAAUUCAAUUGCCUGUGUUUGGCGAACUAAGCGUGUUGGAAUAAUGGUGAUAGAGAUUGAAAGAAUGCAAAUUCACUUUUUAAGUGAUGUUUUUUUCACUGCGCCGUCGCCAUCGUGGUUAUACAGAAGAUCCUUAUUUUUCAGCGAGAUACAGGCUUGCAACGAUAAAAUAAGGAAGAUAUUCAUCAUUAGUUGUCUUCUUUUCAUUCAGGACGUUACUGGGCCAACAUUUCUGAUACCUUACUCACUGGAUCAUAUCGCCAAUGGACAGAGGGUCGUUUUGGCAGCCGUGUGUAUUCCCCUGGGGAAACUGUGUAUCAUACUUGGGGUGACGUCACGGCAAUGCAUUGGACAGCUGGAACAUGGAUGGUGGAAUAUGGGCGUGGCUUUAUUCCUUCCACGCUCGGAUUUGCUUUGGCUGAUUCUAUUUUUAGCACAACGGAUUUCAUCCAGAUUUUCAAAAUUGCUAGAAUGUACGCAAGAGCUUUAGUCCAGGAAACAUUGUUUCAGGUUUUUGAAUUUAUUAAAAUGAUGAAGAAGUGAUGUUCAUCAUAGCAUCUUGGUCUGGAUUUGCGUUGAUUUGUUUAAUAAAAUGACCCUCUGCUGGACACAGCCUAUGGACUUAGAUGUGUGUUGAGUCAAGAGCCCAUAAAUAGGAGCAAGCAACUCCCAUACUUAAGGCCUGUGUCACGGUGUUUUUUACAUACCAGUUUAUUUUUAGACACAUUUUAGGGCACUUUUUCCUGUGAAAAUAGAAUCUCCAGCAUGUCUAUGAGCACAUUCGAAGUAAAUGAUAUCAAAAAGGAAACUAAACGUAAAUAUCAUUUUUAAGUCAGUCUGUAGGUUUUGCUGACUGGAUUGUGGAAUUUAAAUGAUGUUCAAAAUUCGCAACAAAACCGUUUUAAAAAUAGGAUGGUCUCUGAAAACCCUGUGACAGGAUUGCGUGGAAGUUGCUUAUGGGCUCCGCAGCCUCAGUUAAGUCUUAGAUCCUGUGUGAAAUGCAGUAGGUAACGCCUAGGUGUAUACAAGUCUUGAGUGAGAGUAGCCCUAUGUUUAAUAGCAACUGACACAAGGUACUACUUACAGUGUUCAAAGCUAGCUCAAAGUCUGUGAUAACUUAAAAAUACAAUGCACUGUAAAGUGAAACAGAUAGGGAAAAGAGCAUCAUAUAUUGGAUUAAAAUAGUAUUAAAAAUAGCCCUAUAUUUCUUUUAAAUCAUUAAAUGGUAAUAUGAAGGGUCGUGAGAGUCAAUUGCUUAAAGAUCAUAAAAAAGACGGUAUGCCUACUUUGUCAAAAUGUAGAUCCAGUUUAAAGUUCCUUGUACCGAGGUGUUUCCUGAAUGGCAUGAAUCGAGCCUUUUUUCAGAGGAAUGCUGCUCGAUUGACAACCCUGGAAAUCACCCUUGUGAAAUUUGUAUCAUGUGGCUUAUUGACUUUAUUUAAAGUGGAAUAAACUAAACAACAAAUCACAGUAAACUGAGCAGUGGCAGAUCCAGGGGAGGGGACCAUCCCCCCCCCCCGGCCGAAAAAUUUUUUUUGAGACCUCCCCCCCCCCUCCCCUUAUCUCAGGGUCUGGAUGACCAGGCCUCCCCCUUAUCUAAAGGUCUGGAUCCGCCACUGUUGAGUAUAAGCUGGUAUGGGAUUGGACGGACACCUUGCUAAAACGGACACCUAGAGUUGCUCCCUGCCUUUCUUUACGCUCUUUAGUUCCGUCUUAAGAAGACGCGGGCAUCUCUCUAUGAUGGAUGCAUAUAAUAUUGCCGGUCUCAAAGCUGUCCGUCUUAGAGAGUUCACUUUGAGGGGCUGGGGGCGAGUUUUUUUUACUGUCUCGUAAAAACUUCUUCCUUUACCUUAAUUAACUUCACCACUGCCUUACUUGGCAAAUGUUUUAAUCCGUUUCCUGCCACUUGGAGAUGCCCCUUAUCCCAUGUUUAAGGCCUGUGUCACGGUGUUUUUACAGACCAGUUUAUUUUUAGACACAUUUUAGGGCACUUUUUCCUGUGAAAAUAGAAUCUCCAGCAUGUCUAUGAACACAUUCGAAGUAAAUGAUAUGAAAAAGGAAACUAAACGUAAACAUCAUUUUUAAGUCAGUCUGUAGGUUUUGCUGACUGGAUUGUGGAAUUCGCAACAAAACCGUUUUAAAAAUAGGAUGGUCUCUGAAAACCCUGUGACACGAUUGCGUGGAAGUUGCUUAUGGGCUCCGCAGCCUCAGUUAAGUCUUAGAUCCUGUGUGAAAUGCAGUAGGUAACGCGGAGGUGUAUACAACUCUUGAGUGAGAGUAGCCCUAUGUUUAAUAGCAACCGACACAAGGUACUACUUACAGUGUUCAAAGCUAGCUCAAAGUCUGUGAUAACUUAAAAAUACAAUGCACUGUAAAGUGAAACAGAUAG